Molecule: messenger RNA, 768 nt
Organism: Lucilia sericata (common green bottle fly)
Lineage: Eukaryota; Metazoa; Arthropoda; Insecta; Diptera; Calliphoridae
Gene: COX5A
Product: cytochrome c oxidase subunit 5A, mitochondrial
Exons: 2
Coding region: 143-589 (148 amino acids)
Biological process (GO): mitochondrial electron transport, cytochrome c to oxygen
Cellular component (GO): mitochondrial inner membrane
Source: RefSeq, a predicted model, not a curated record
GUCUCUUAAAUAUUUUUAAUCAUUUUAUGAAACACCUUGUUUUCCAUUCCAUAUACGCUGUCAGAGUUGAUUGAAUGAAUUUUUGACAUUUUUUCCAUUUUCUGUGUAGAUUUUUCUCAAACCGAAGAGACACACACUCAGAAUGUUCCGUCUUGCUGCCAGUCAAGUUUACAACGCUGCACGUAGCUCCAUUGGUGUCACUGCCCGUGUAGGUGCUGUGCGUGCUGCCCACGGUCAUGAAAUCCCUGCCGAAGAAUUCGACAAGCGUUAUGAAGAUUACUUCAACCGCUCCGACAUCGAUGGCUGGGAGGUACGCAAGGGCAUGAACGAUUUGUUGGGUAUGGAUUUGGUACCAGCUCCCAAAAUUGUCGAUGCUGGUUUGAAAGCCUGCCGUCGUGUUAACGACAUUGCCUUGGCCAUCAGAUGGUUGGAAGGUGUUAAGGAUAAGUGCGGUGACAAAACCGAUGAAAUCUAUCCUUACAUCAUCAACAAUGUACGCCCCACUCUCACCGAAUUGGGCAUUCCCACUCCCGAAGAGUUGAACUAUGAUAAACCCGAAUUGGCCCUUAAAUCUGUGUUCGAUAUGUAAAGAAAAAAUUCCUUUGUAUUUAACAGAAACAUCAGCGAUAAGCAAAAUUGUGAAGUGUGAGAGGCGAUUGUCAUUUAGACAUAAUUAGUUAAAUAAAUUAUGUAAAAAAACAAAACAAAAAACAUCUUGUGAAGACGCCACAAACAAAUAAAAGUAUUCAUAAGAUAUUUACAAAAAAA